UGUCCGGUCACAACAAAAAGUGAAAUUCGCGGCUGUCUGCAGUGAAACAGUUUUACAUGAGCAAAGGCUGGUUUAUUAGUCUCUAAAUACAUUUACAGAAGGACGUAGCGUCCUCGUUACGGUAGCAUUAAGCUGUGCAGUGAUGCUGGUCCUUGUUGUUACCGUCGUUGCUUUGGUUUCUCAAACGGCGGCUCGGUACACUCCGGACUGGACCAGUUUGGACGCCAGACCGCUUCCCUCAUGGUAUGACGAGGCUAAGGUGGGCAUUUUUAUUCACUGGGGUGUGUUUUCUGUCCCCGGGUUUGGUAGUGAGUGGUUUUGGUGGCACUGGCAGGGCCAGCAGCCCCCGGACCCGAAGUGUGUGAGCUACAUGUCAAAGAACUACCCGCCCGGGUUCAGCUACCCGGAGUUUGCGCCCCAGUUUCACGCGCAGUUCUUCAACCCGGAGGACUGGGCGGACAUAUUUAAGGCUUCUGGUGCAAAAUAUGUCGUCCUCACUGCCAAACACCACGAAGGAUUUACAAACUGGGGCUCUCCUAACUCCUGGAACUGGAAUUCAGUUGAUACUGGUCCUCACAGGGACCUAGUGGGAGACCUGGGAGAGGCAGUGCGCAACAGGUCAUUGCACUAUGGGCUCUACAACUCGUUGUAUGAAUGGUUCCACCCUCUCUACCUGACUGACAAGAAGAAUGGAUUCAAAACACAGGAGUUUGUGAUGCAUAAACUGCUACCAGAGCUUUAUAACAUGGUUGUAAGGUACAGGCCUGAGGUGAUCUGGUCUGAUGGGGACUGGGAAGCACCUGACACCUACUGGAACUCCACACAAUUCCUGGCCUGGCUUUACAACGACAGCCCUGUCAAAGAUACCAUUGUGACUAACGACAGAUGGGGAGCAGGCUGUGCCUGUAAACAUGGUGGCUACUAUAAUUGUGAAGACAAAUACACUCCAGGCCAGCUACCCAAGCACAAAUGGGAGAAGUGCACAUCUGUGGACACGUUUUCCUGGGGUUACCGUCGGAAUAUGAAGAUGAGCGAACUAAUGGACUUACCCACUAUCAUAGAGGAUCUGGUUCGCACAGUGGCUUUUGGAGGUAAUUACCUCCUCAAUGUGGGUCCUACACCUGAUGGGAUGAUCCCCGCAAUGUUUGAGGAGAGACUCAGGGGUGUUGGAGCCUGGCUGGAGGUUAACGGAGAGGCCAUCUAUGCUUCCAAACCCUGGAGGGUCCAGACCGAGAACACCACUGUGCCAGUCUGGUAUACAUCUAAAGGAACCACUGUUUAUGCCAUCAUGACAACAAAACCCCCCAAGCUCACAUUGCAACUACUGGGACCCAAAACAUCAGCAACCACCAAGGUGACUUUGUUGGGAAAUCCAAACCCACUCCCCUGGGCCCCAGUCCACCCCAGUGCUGGCCUCACUGUCCUUCUGCCUGAACUGCCUUAUUCCCCCAGUCGGGCCUGGACGCUCAAACUGGACAGUAUCCAUGCCAAGGGGUCUUCUUUUGCCUUUCACUCACCGACACCAGUCAGAUAAGGACUGAUGGCCCUCCACACCCCCACGCUGCCUUUUCUGA
This is a messenger RNA of Plectropomus leopardus (leopard coralgrouper), 1574 nucleotides long. RefSeq names its product tissue alpha-L-fucosidase-like. Gene Ontology annotation, molecular function: alpha-L-fucosidase activity. Gene Ontology annotation, cellular component: lysosome. Gene Ontology annotation, biological process: glycoside catabolic process; fucose metabolic process. The record is from RefSeq and is a predicted model, not a curated record. Lineage: Eukaryota; Metazoa; Chordata; Actinopteri; Perciformes; Serranidae.